UGAGUGUACCGGCGGUGUCCACUUUCCAGUCCUCAGUCACACACCACACACGGCACCGCCUCCCGGCACUCACACACCGACAGCUUCCCUCGCCUCGCCUCGCCUUGUUUUCCGUCGGGAUAUUGAUCCUGUCGGCCGAGGGAGGGGAAAAGAGCGCUGAGAAGGUCGGGUUGGUGUUUUCGGCAUCCAUACCACUGUUUGGGUGUCGGCAGCAGCAGCAGCAGCAGCAGCAGCAGCAGCAGCAGCAGCAGCAGCCGCAUUCCUGGUGCAGAGCAGCGGCGGCCUCCACCAGGGACAGCACGCCGCCCGCACAUCCCCCGCCCGCGCCCCAGCCACGCCCAGUGUACCCUGCCAGUUAGUGGUGCGCUUGGUGAAGCUUCGCCAUGGAAAGUGAAGGUGCCAAGCGAGCGGGUGACACUCCCCAACCAGUGCCUGCUCAGGCUGCUGACGGUGUGGGGCCGAAGAUGGGGACACCAGCUGCGACUGUUACUACUACUACGACUACUACUACGACUACAAGCAAGCAGGAGCAGAAUGGUGUCCCUGAGCACGACGACAACGAUGAUGUGGUCGUGCAGAGCUCCCCACGACUGCCAGGAACGACUACUGUGGCCAAGGAGGAUGUUAGCCUGAAGACGGUACAGCAGAUGCCACAAGAUCAGGAUGCGAAGAAAGACGCUCUGGCGACGACGAGGCGUGACGACGGUGCCAAGUCCCCUGUCUCUAUUGUUAUCGAUGAGACGACCCCACGACCCCACGACGACCACGAGGACGACCAAGGCGCUGCUGGAGAGAGAAAGGUCCCAGGUAAAGAGAAAGGCAAGGAGGGAGGUGUUGAUGAUAGGGAGAGGAAGAAGGAGAAGGAGAAAUGUGAUGAUGAGGAGAAAGAGAAGGACGAGAAGGAAGAAGAGGCAAAGCAGAUGAGUGUCAAAGAGGAAAAGGUUGGAAAAGAGGUGAAGAAAGAGGAGGAUAAAGAUGUGAAUGGUGAAAAAGUGAAGGAGGAAAAGAAGGAGGAGGAGGUGAAAGUGAAUGGAGGAGUGGAGGAAAAGGAGCAGGUGAAGAAGGAGGAAGACAAAGGGUUGAGUGCGGAAAAGGGUGAGAGAGAGGCGAUGGGAAAGAAUGGGAAGGAGAAAACAGUGAAGAGUGGUGAUGAAAGUGAGGAAAAGGAAGGAAAGGAAGAGGAAAAAGCUGACAAGGAAAAGAAACCAGAGGAGGAGAAGGAAAAGGUGGAAGAAAAAGGAGCCAUUGGAAAGGAGGAAAAGGUUGAAACGAAGGAAGAAAAACCGAGUAUGAAGGAAGACUUGGAGAAAAAAGAAGAAAAGGUUAAUGGGCAGGAAAAAACGAAAGAAGAAAAAACUGAGGUGAAGGAAGAAAAGAAGGAAGAAAAGCCUGAAUUGAAGGAAGAAAAGCCUGAAGUGAAGGAAGAAAAGAAAGAAGUGAAGGAAGAAAAAGAAGAAAAGCCUGAAGUGAAGGAAGAAAAGAAAGAAGAGAAGAAGGAUGAGAAGGCUGAAGUGAAGGAGGAAAAGAAGGAAGAAAAACCUGCAGUAAAGGAAGAAAAGAAAGAAGAAAAGAAGGAGGAGAAGGCUGAAGUGAAGGAAGAAAAGAAAGAAGAGGAGGAGAAAGCAGAAGUGAAGGAAGAAAAGAAGGAAGAGAAGGCUGAGGUGAAGGAAGAAAAGAAAGAAGAGAAGGAGGAAAAACCUGAAGUGAAGGAAGAAAAGAAGGAAGAGAAGGCUGAGGUGAAAGAAGAAAAGAAAGAAGAGAAGAAAGAAGAAAAAGUUGAGGUGAAGGAAGAAAAGAAGGAAGAAACACCUACAAUGAAGGAAGAAAAGAAGGAAGAGAAGGUUGAAGCAAAGGAAGAAAAGAAGGAAGAGAAGGUUGAAGCAAAGGAAGAAAAGAAGGAAGAGAAACCAGAAGUGAAAGAAGAAAAGAAAGAAGACAAAAAAGAAGAGCCUGCAGUGAAGGAAGAAAAGAAGGAGGAAAAGGUUGAAGUAAAAGAAGAAAAGAAGGAAGAGAAGGCUGAGGUGAAGGAAGAAAAGAAGGAAGACAAAAAGGAAGAAAAACCUGCAGUGAAGGAAGAAAAGAAGGAAGAGAAGGCUGAAGUGAAGGAGGAAAAGAAGGAAGAAAAGCCUACCAUGAAAGAAGAGAAGAAGGAAGAAAAAGAAGAAAAACCCAUAGUAACAGUGAAAGAAGAAAAGAAGGAAGAAAAGGUUGAGGUGAAGGAAGAAAAGAAGGAAGAGAAACCUGAAGUGAAAGAAGAGAAGGAAGAAGACAAAAAGGAAGAAAAGCCUGCAGCGAAGGAAGAAAAGGUUGAAGUGAAAGAAGAAAAGAAGGAAGAAAAGGUUGAAGUGAAAGAAGAAAAGAAAGAAGAGAAGAAGGAAGAAAAGAAGGAAGAGAAGACUGAGGUAAAGGAAGAAAAGAAGGAAGAAAAACCUGAGGUGAAAGAAGACAAAAAGGAAGAGAAACCUACAGUGAAGGAAGAAAAGGAGGAAAAGGUUGAAGUGAAGGAAGAAAAGAAGGAAGAAAAGGCUGAGGUGAAGGAAGAAAAGAAGGAAGAAAAACCUGAAGUGAAAGAAGAGAAGAAAGAGGAAAAAGAAGAAAAACCUGAUGUAGCAGUGAAAGAAGAAAAGAAAGAAGAGAAGCCUGAGGUGAAGGAAGAAAAGAAAGAAGAGAAAGAAAAACCAGCUGUGAAGGAAGAAAAGGAAGAAAAACCUGCAGUGAAAGAAGAAAAGAAAGAAGAAAAGGCUGAAGUGAAAGAAGAAAAGGUUGAGGUGAAAGAAGAAAAGGAAAAAGAAAAAGAAAAGCCUGAAGUUGCAGUGAAAGAAGAAAAGAAGGAAGAAAAGGUUGAGAUGAAGGAAGAAAAGAAAGAAGAAAAACCUGAAGUGAAGGAAGAAAAGUUUGAAGUGAAAGAAGAAAAGGUUGAAGUGAAGGAAGAGAAAUCACCAGUGAAAGAAGAAAAGAAAGAAGAAAAGAAGGAAGAAAAGGUUGAAGCAAAGGAAGAAAAGAAGGAAGUAAAACCUGAGGUGAAAGAAGACAAGAAGGAAGAGAAACCUGCAGUGAAAGAAGAGAAGGAGGAAAAGAUUGAAAUGAAGGAACAAAAGAAGGAAGAAAAGGUUGAAGCAAAGGAAGAAAAGGUUGAGGUGAAAGAAGAAAAGAAAGAAGAGAAAAAGGAAGAAAAGCCUACAGUAAAGGAAGAAAAGAAGGAAGAAAAGGUUGAGAUGAAAGAAGAAAAGAAAGAAGACAAAAAGGAAGAAAAGCCUGCAGCGAAGGAAGAAAAGAAGGAAGAAAAGGUUGAGGUGAAAGAAGAAAAGAAAGAAGACAAAAAGGAAGAAAAGGCUGCAGUAAAGGAGGAAAAGAAGGAAGAGAAGAUUGAAGUGAAGGAAGAAAAGAAAGAAGAAAAGAAGGAAGAAAAGGUUGAAGUAAAGGAAGAAAAGAAAGAAGAAAAACCUGCAGUGAAGGAAGAAAAGAAGAAAGAAAAGAAAGAAGAAAAACCUGCAGUGAAAGAAGAAAAGAAGGAAGAAAAGAAAAAAGAAAAAGCACCAAAAUCCCCAGUAGAAGAAGGAAAGGAAGAAGAAAAGGCAAAGAAAGACAGUGAAGAAAAAGACACAAGUGAAAAAGUUGAUGAAAGAGAUGCAGGAAAAGAAGAGAAGAAAAAAAUUACUGAAGAAACUGAGAAGGAAGACAAGGAGCAGGAAGAUGAAAAGAAGACAACUGAAAGAAUAGCAACAGAGGAAGAAGAAGGAACGAAGAAAGUGGAGGAGAAGGAGGAGGAGGAGGAAGAGAAACCAACGGACACACAAGAGAAAGAGGAUAAAGAAGAAAAGGAAAAGGGAGAGAAAGAGAAAGAAGAAACGAAGGAAAAGAAGACAGUAACAGUGAAGAGAGGAAGAAAAGUAACAAGGAGAAAACAAGCAGAGGAAGGACAUGACAGUGGGGUUGAUGAGACCACUCAAGCCAAGGAGAAUGGAGGCAGCAGGUCCCCAUCAAAGGGCUCAAGAGGCUCCCCCAAGAAACGGAUGCCACGCUCUUCUGACCCGUCCCCCAUCAAGCCCCGCACUCCCACGUCAGCCCCGUCUUCAGAGCGCAAAGUGCCAAUGAAUAAGAUUGAGGUGGGGAAGAGUGCCUCGCCGAACCUGAAGGCCGUAAAGUCCAAAAUCGGCAGCAUGGACAACGCCACGUACAAGCCAGGCGGAGGGAAGAUCAAGAUUGAGUCCAAGAAGCUUGACUACUCCAAGGCUUCCAGCAGGAUUGCAGCCAAGAACGAGGCCUACCAACCAGGAGGCGGCGACAAGAAGAUUGAGUCGCAGAAGCUUAAAUGGAAUGUCUCCAGCAAAAUUGGCUCUCUAGACAACAAGGACCACAAACCAGGCGGUGGGGACAAAAAAAUUGAGAGCCAGAAGCUGAAGUUCGCGGCACAGUCCAAAAUUGGGUCAAAGGAGAACAUCAAACACAAACCAGGUGGCGGUGAAAUCAAGAAGAAGAGCCCAAAGUCUGAAACAAAAAUUGAGAACCAAAAGUUGGAUUUCAGGGACAAAGCAUCCAGUAAAGUAGGAUCACUAAACAAUGUACAGCAUAAGGCUGGUGGUGGGGAUAAGAAAAUAUUUGAUGACAAGGAGUACCUAAGACAGAUGCAAGGCUCUCCCUGCAACACUUCCACUAGUAAGGCAUCAUCAGAGGCAAAUCUCUCAGGAACACAGAGCCCCAGCCCGGGUCUCACCUCCCCAGCCACACAGGAUGAGACUCUUGAGCAGGCAGCAGCAGCAGCAGCAGGUGCCACGUCCCCUUCAAGCAGAGGCACAACCCCUGCCCACUGAGUCAGCAGAGGAGGGAAGCAGGGAAGCUGAUGUCAGGCUGAUAUUUGAAGCAGCAUGGAAGAAGGACAAAAGAAGCCAGCAUUCAUCAUUACAUCUCUUUAGACUGAGCCAACCUAAUCCUACCUUGACUUUAGGGCUAAAAGUAUGAGAUGAGAUGCAUUACCUGUCUCUCUCUCUCUCUCAAAUCAGUCUUAUGAUUUAGUCUCAAAGCAUUGUGUCAAGAGAGGAUCUGCCAAGGGUGUCUCAUAAACGCCUUGGGAGUUUGCGGCGUUUAUUGACGGACGUUUUGGCAAUGUACUAUGUAAGAAUACUUCUGUCCACUGCAUUGUCCCUUUGUUCAUGUGCAUUCACUGUCAGUCCAGAAGUAAUGUGUGUUUUGGAGUAAGAAAUGUCACUUAGUCUCUCUCUCUUUCACCCACUUGGCUCAGCCACUUGCUGUCUGAAUGCAUGUAAACAAUGGGAGGAGUUUCUGCAGGCGCUUUUGAUACAUGGUAAAUAGAUUGUUACUAUUGCUACUACUACUACUACUACUACUACUACUACUACUAUUCUAUCAUUCAGUCUCUUCUUCCUACUGUUAUUACUAGUACUUUUUCCUCUCCUCCUUGCCCUCCUUCUACUACUACUACUACUACUACUACUACUACUACUACUACUACUACUACUACUACUACUGCUACUACUACUUCUACUACUACUUCUACUACUCCUACUCUUCCUACAAUUACAGUACUACUUAGGCUGUUAUUACUACAACUACUACUACUACUACUAUUACUGCUGCUACAUUGCCAGGAACAUAAUUCUGUGUGUUAACCUUGGAACCAUUUUUUUGUGUAUAUAGAUGACAAAAGGAAAGAAUAAUGUAGUUGUUCACAUUAUCAUUGCAUCAUAAACCCAACCAUUUUUAAUUUCAAGACAUCUCAACUGAGGUGAGAAAAUAGAGUAAUAAAAAAUAUAUAUAUAAAAACAUGAUUCAUUAGUCAAGAAGUUGUAAAAAGUUUAAUUGAUUUUGUUUGUAGUAUUAUCAUUUGUAUUGUGUUUUUAUAUAAAUUUUUUUCUUUUUUUUUUCUGCUACAUAGAGAAGUUAGCAAUAAAGCGCUAUGCUCCACUAGCUAGCAUCUGGGACGUUAGCUGUUUAAUCUUACUAUUAUUAUUAUUAUGAUUUUGUCUUUUUUUUAUAUAUAUAGAAGGGCAAGAAAGGCUGUGUUGUUUAUAUAUAUGUAUUGAGGUGUGUGUUGCAGAUGCUUAAAAGAUGUGAUAGGGUUUAUAAUAGAGUAGAAUGAGAGAUUACUGAAGAAAAACAUAAAACUGGUUUGUGAGAUAGAAGGAAAAAAGUUAGGAAAAAAAAACAAGAGAAAAUGAAAAGGUUAUCAAUGAAAGAACAGAUAGAUGGGGGUUUAUGACAGAUUAGACAAAGAGGUUACUGAAGAAAGAUCUAAAAAUUGUUGGUUAGUUAGAGAAAAAGCUAAUGAGGAAAAAGAACGAGGAAACGAAGGAAAAAUAUUAGCAAAAGAACAGAUGGAUAAAGCUUAAGACAGAUUAGACAAAGAGAUUACUGAAAACAGAGGAAGGACAAGUUACUGAGGAAAGAAAUUAAGAUGUGAAAAUUGUUUGAGUUAGAAUGAAAAACUACUGAUAUAAAAAAAAGAAAAUAAAGUUAUGAAUGAAAAAAGUUUCAUAAACCAGGAUGUACUAAGAAACACUGUAUGGAUAGAUGUAUGAAUGCACAGAAUCCAGGAUGAACUAGGACAGGGAUAAUGGUAGAUUUAUAAAUGACAGGAUGAACUAGGAGAUACAUACAUAUUUAAUCAGAUGAAAUAAACAUGUUAUUAACAAAUGAAAAGGAAGUUAUGUAUUGCUCCAAAAAAUACAUAAGAAAAAUCUAUUAUUUCUCUAAGAUUUUUUUUUUAAUUAAAUGUAUGUAUGCUUGUAUAUCUUUUUAUCUGAAAAUGUUAUAUAACUGUCUCAACUUUUCUUUCUCUUUUUUUAUCUGCAAGUUUGAAUGAAAAAUUUUAGCUUGUUAUUAUUAAUUGUCUUUUGUGUGUCUCACUUCAUAAUGUCAUUCUGAACUACUUCCAACUUUUUUUUUUUUUUUUUGAAAGGUGAAAUCCAUGAAAUAUGUUAAAAAAAUUAAUGAAAUAAAAAUACAUGUACUAAAA
This is a messenger RNA of Scylla paramamosain (green mud crab), 6973 nucleotides long. RefSeq names its product golgin subfamily A member 6-like protein 22. The record is from RefSeq and is a predicted model, not a curated record. Bases 384 to 4811 code for a protein of 1475 amino acids. The transcript has 11 exons. Gene Ontology annotation, molecular function: microtubule binding. Gene Ontology annotation, cellular component: neuron projection. Gene Ontology annotation, biological process: neuron projection development; microtubule cytoskeleton organization. Lineage: Eukaryota; Metazoa; Arthropoda; Malacostraca; Decapoda; Portunidae.